AUGGCGUCUCUUAUGCACUGUGUCAUCCCUCAGCUCGUCGCCCGCUCUGGAGCCUCAUCCGUCCGUCAUCGUUCCAUGGCCACCCUCUCGUCCUCGACUCCCACCAAGGCCACCAACACCAUCAAGGGCGCCGCAGGAAAGGUCUCAGGAACUAGCGCCACCACCACCACUGCCGCUAAGGCUGCUACUACCCCCCCUCCCCCUCCUGCCCCCGCGAAUGCUACGGCGGCAGAGGCGAACCCGCUGUGGGAGCUGUGGAAGGAACACAAGAACAACAAAUGGGCUCUCGGAACCGUCCUUGUUGCGGCGCUGAUGGGCGAUGCUGCCGUCUCGUGGGCGUUAUUCGGGAACAAGAAGAAGGACGGUGAAGGCGAGGGCAGCGAGGAGGCUGCUGCUGCUGAGAAGGUCGCCAAUACUUCUGUCGCUGCCACUGUGGCCUAG
Molecule: messenger RNA, 441 nt
Organism: Linnemannia hyalina
Lineage: Eukaryota; Fungi; Mortierellomycota; Mortierellomycetes; Mortierellales; Mortierellaceae
Source: the annotation of a GenBank genome assembly